This is a messenger RNA of Trichoplusia ni (cabbage looper), 2081 nucleotides long. Its product is annotated as metaxin-2. Gene Ontology annotation, biological process: mitochondrion organization. NCBI's taxonomy places the organism in Eukaryota, Metazoa, Arthropoda, Insecta, Lepidoptera, Noctuidae. Gene Ontology annotation, cellular component: SAM complex. The record is from RefSeq and is a predicted model, not a curated record. Bases 60 to 1955 code for a protein of 631 amino acids. The transcript is spliced from 10 exons.
UUAUUAUUACUUUUACACAUUUUGUUACAUUUUUUUAGAUAAAUUUAUAAAAAUUAGCAAUGAGUGCAUGUAACGUGAGAGAACCAAGGAAUACAGUUUCUGGGGACUGGUCAGGAAGGUCCCCACCCACAACCCGAUCUUCAUCACCACCGAGUAGAGGAGAGGCAAUUUUCAACAAAUACAUUGAUCUAAUACACUCUAAAUCAAAUUUAUCUACGAAUGAUAAACAGGCAGAACCACCAGAACGUCCUUUUGAUUUUUAUGACGAUGAAGAAUUUGCGUUUGGUAUCAAUUUGCUGAAUAAUAAUGUUGCGUGCGUUGGGGACAACAUAACUAAACUUAUCCAAAUGGCUCAGGAGCCAUGGCCGGACAAUGUGAAGCUGUUCCAGCCUUACGAGGUGGAACAAAUAUUGCUGCCAGACAACGCCAGCUGCCUUGCUGUGCAGGCGUUCCUUAAGAUGUGCAACCUCCCAUUCGAAGUGGAAAUGCGUUGGAACGCGGAGUUCAUGUCCCCAUCGGGACGUGUUCCCUUCAUUAAGUGCGGCGCCUUCGUGGUCUCCGAGUUGGAGCCCAUCGUCCAGUUCGCGGCCAACAAGGGCGUGACGCUUUGCGCCAGGCUGACGACCGAGGAGAAGGCGGAAAUGAGGGCCUAUAUGAGCCUCAUCACUAAUGUUCUGGUUAAUGCUGAGCUAUACAUAUCAUGGGUGGACAACGACACAUUCAACGCGGUGACCAAGGUUCGCAACUCGUCCGUGUACCCGUGGCCGCUCGGCUGGCUGCAGACCAGGGCCAAGCGGAACGCCGUCAUCAAGCGGCUGAAGGCGCUGCACUGGUAUGACAAGACCUUGGAUCAGGUGUUGGCUGAUGUAGAACAGUGUUGUAACUCACUGAGUCAAAGGCUCGGAGAUCGCGAUUACUUCUUUGGUGCCACGCCGACUCCGCUAGACGCGCUGGUCUACGGCCACAUGCGCGCCAUAUUGUCUGCGACUGGUGCCAAGGUCGCCCUCAUGAUAAAAUGUAUCACCAGCUCUCUGCUUAGACAUUUACUAAGAUGCAUUAAUAUCACACAGAUGACUAUGACGGCCCAAGAGGAAUACCUAGUGACUCAAGCGUUCCAACUCUCCCGCCGCCGACUGUCCCCCGAGAGGACCAUGUCUGAACGUAGCACGAGGAUUAAACGCUCCCGAAUGAGUGUCAGGAACACUAGCAAGGAUAAUAUAUCGUACAGCGGAAGAGAUGUUUUUGGCUUCAAACCAUUCGCAUCGAAACAAAUAAUAAUUAUGACGUCAAAGGAAGGCGCAAUAACCUGCAAAUACGAAUCCCAGAAGAAGUACGAUAAGAACUCGUUCAUCGACGAGGACCGUUACAACUAUAUGUACACAAUCAUGGAAGAUAUACUCGAGAAAGUCGAAGAAAUUAUAUCCGAUGAAUACACUGAGAAACUCGAUUCGGAUACCGAAAAGAACGAUUCAUUCGAGAUCAUAUCGAUUCCAGUCCAAAGUGUUCAAGAUGCGAAAUUUGAAGCUGUCGAAAUGAAGGUUAACGAAUAUUUGGAUACGAUCAUGGAGAAUGAUUUGACGGACACCACGAACUCUUUGGAGGCGCACGAAGGUGUUAUACACGUGAUACACGAUGGAGAGUCCUUUGACAGUUAUGAGAAAGGCGGGAAAGUUGUUGCUGAUGAUGUGACGGUUAAGAAUUCACUCGAUUCUGAUGCUACUGACAUAAGCAAUAAUAAAGAGCUGAAAGAUUGUGAACUAGAGAUGAACAGCGACCGAGAUUCCAUCGGCAAUACUUCUGAUAAAUCGCCGUUUGCAAGGACCCCGAAUUCUACAGAUUCUCAGUCCACUCUCAAACUGCCUACUAACGAAGAGAUCUCCGUCGAAAGCCUCCUCAACUACCUCCGCCAACGAAACGCCGCGUACAACUACGGCACAGUCGCCGACAUUGACUAAACAAUACGCCGAUCCGGGAAUACGCCGUUUCGGACGAGCGACACGAAAUGGCGUAUUGUAUUGUUGAAACAGAAAUUGAGAAAAAAAUAAUAUUUGUUUUGUAAUUUUUUGCUUGCUGUUGAGUUU